Molecule: messenger RNA, 653 nt
Organism: Daphnia magna
Lineage: Eukaryota; Metazoa; Arthropoda; Branchiopoda; Diplostraca; Daphniidae
Exons: 2
Coding region: 137-490 (117 amino acids)
Source: RefSeq, a predicted model, not a curated record
CUGGGUGUGGUUGUUACUGAAUUGAAUAAAGCCUUAAUGAGCGAUUUCGGGGGGUAUAAAUUGAAGAAGCUAGACAGUACAAAGACUCACUUGAACGCCAAGAAACACAACAGCUCUCUCCUCUUCUACUCUCAUCAUGUACAAAUCCAUGACUCUUUUGGUUUUGGUGGCUUUGGCUGCUUGUGUUGUGUCCAUGGAGGCUCAGGACCAAGAAGCUGCUGAGCAAUACUACAGCAUUCACGGUGUUUACCCCAAAUGGUACACCUAUAGGACCCCUGGCUACACCGCAGUUCAAAGUUACCCCUACCUCGCCUACGCCGGCUAUCCCUCCACCUACACCGCUUACCCAGCUGCCUACACUGCCGGAAUCAAGAAUGUAGUCUCUCCUUAUUACGCAGCUUAUCCCUAUGGUUACAACUCCUAUCCAUAUGCUGCUCCCUACAUUCCUUACGUCGCUCCGGCCGCCCCAGCAGCCCCUGCCAAGGUAUAAUUUACAUGCGUCAUAAAACCGACAAGCACAAUGAUCAGAGCUGAGCUCAGGUGAAAUGUUUGUCCCUUGACAUCGUCCCUUAUACCCCGAUUUCAAACUUUACUGAUGUUUUAGAAUAUUGGUGCUACACGAAAAAAGCGAAAAAUAAAUAGGUUUCAAUAUU